Messenger RNA from Photinus pyralis (common eastern firefly), 1645 nucleotides. RefSeq names its product ABC transporter G family member 20-like. The transcript is spliced from 5 exons. The coding region runs from base 1 to 1623 and encodes 540 amino acids. The record is from RefSeq and is a predicted model, not a curated record. Gene Ontology annotation, biological process: transmembrane transport. Gene Ontology annotation, molecular function: ABC-type transporter activity. Lineage: Eukaryota; Metazoa; Arthropoda; Insecta; Coleoptera; Lampyridae. Gene Ontology annotation, cellular component: plasma membrane.
AUGCGAAAUUUAGUUUCGAUCGGAAAAAAUGGAAAGUCAGGUAUUGCACUAUCGUUUUGUCAUUACCUGAAAUUAUUAUUGCGAGUCAGUAAUUUAUGUAAUAUUCCUUUGCAGAUUGGUUUAAUGCGAGGGGGAUAUUUCCUAGCAGAAGAGUCACCGACGGACCUUUUGGCACGGUUCGGAACCGAUAGCUUGGAGGAGGUGUUUCUGCGAUUGAGCGUCAAGCAAAAUUUGACGAAGCAAAACGGAAAUGGUAUCGUGAACGAAUCGGCCGACAUAGAAGAUAUGCCAAAUGGUGAAGCGCCGAAGGGCUUCGGGGACACCCUCACAUGCAGAUCUAAGGGACACUACGCUAGCGCGCCGAUCGAUCUCCAAUAUGUGGAAAAGUCUACCUUCAACAAGUUGCAACUGCUCCCGUCGAUAGAUAGGAAUCAUAUAAGGACGAUGCUGUGGAUCAACGGGCUGUGGAUGUUACGAAAUUUCCCUGUCGUCCUUUUCGUGUUUAUGUUACCGCUCGUGCAAAUGUCGUUGUUUUGUACGGCGAUAGGACGCGAUCCGAGAGGCCUGACGGUGGCGAUUGUCAAUUACGAAACGGGGAAUAAUGUGAAUUGCGAUUCCACGUUGGAGUGUAAUAGCACGACGCUCAGUUGCAGUUACCUUAGCUACUUGGGGAAAAAGGAUGUAAAAUUCGUUUACUACGAAAGCGACUACGAGGCGACCAAUUCGGUACUCAAAGGCAAAACGUACGCUUCCAUAGUAAUCAAGUCCAACUACACCACGGCACUGCAAGCACGCAUCGCAGAAUGGCGCGACGCAGAACCGUGGGAUAUCGCAGCAAGCGAGAUCGAUGUGCUACGCGACACCACCAGCAAAGACAUCGCCACAUUCCUCAAGAUAUACAUGUACGAGAGCUUCCAGGAUUUCAUCGGUGGGUAUUUGGAAUCGUGCGACCUCAGUCCGCGCGCGGUUGCAAUACCGUUUCAAUGGAAAAAGCCGAUCUACGGCGUCAGUUAUCCCAAUUUUACUGAUUUCAUGAAUCCAGGAAUGAUCCUGACGACCAUCUUCUUUUUGUCCGUUGCGCUGACGGCCGGUGCAAUGAUCAUUCAAAGAAAUCAGGGCAGUAUUGAAAGAGCUAUGGUGAGCGGGGUAACUCCCGUAGAGCUCCUGAUUACCCACAUCAUUUGGCAGUUCGUGAUGAUGAUGGUACAGCUGACAAUCGUUCUGGUGUGGUCCUUUGUGAUAUUUGAACUUACCCUGAAUGGAUCCGUAGUUUUAGUAGCUUUACUCUCCAUUCUGACUGGAUUUUGUGGGAUGUGCUUCGGUUUCGCAAUAUCGUGUGGAGUUGAUUCCGAACGGAUGGCCACGUAUGUUGCACUGGGCAGUUUUUUCCCUUUGGUGAUGUUAUCUGGAAUUGCGUGGCCAAUUGAAGGUAUGCACUACCUCCUGCAACUAUGUUCCUUUUUGUUGCCCCUAACAAAAGCGACCGAAAGUUUUCGAAGCAUUUUGCAGCGAGGUUGGGGAAUAACGUCACCAGUUGUGUACAUGGGAUUUAUAUCUAUUGCCGUUUGGACCUUAAUAUUCCUAUUAUUAAGUAUAGUGUUAUUGAAAGUGAAAAAGGGUUAGCUUUAUUAAACUAUUUCUACAU